Messenger RNA from Trichophyton benhamiae CBS 112371, 3891 nucleotides. Its product is annotated as Taz1-interacting factor 1 (TAF1), putative. Lineage: Eukaryota; Fungi; Ascomycota; Eurotiomycetes; Onygenales; Arthrodermataceae. The record is from RefSeq and is a predicted model, not a curated record. Gene Ontology annotation, biological process: autophagy of peroxisome; piecemeal microautophagy of the nucleus; positive regulation of protein phosphorylation. The coding region runs from base 1 to 3891 and encodes 1296 amino acids. Gene Ontology annotation, cellular component: Atg1/ULK1 kinase complex; extrinsic component of membrane; phagophore assembly site membrane. Gene Ontology annotation, molecular function: molecular adaptor activity; protein kinase binding. The transcript is spliced from 3 exons.
AUGACUGCAAAGGGCAAGAGUGUCAAGACACAGAGCCUAGCUACAGAGAACGUGAGCGAGCAAGCAAGCAGUAGCACACCUGAAGAACUGUCACCGCCCUUAUUCACAUCUCAAGACCCUCCUGAUGUCCUAGCCGACCGAAACAACCUCCAAUCAUGGAAGGAUCUUUUCAUGGCCCGUCGGUCAUGGGCACUCAAUCUUGCGGCGCAUUGCAGCACUAUGGCCAAGUCGGUUGACGAUUACAAUAUACGGAUAGGAGUCAUCCAGCGUGGUGUUUCUGUAGCCCUGGAGAACCUGAAAUCACAUGUUGGAAACUUGGAGCACAAGUUUCAAGAUACUCACAAUUGGGCCAAUGAUCUCAUGAAAGACCAACGGUCUGCGCUCAAAGACUGGCAGCGAGCCUACAGCACCCUUGGUGAAAUACCUGCUAAGAGCGAUUUCACGUUUCUGCGACGUGCAGCACCAAAGAAGUCAAAGGACUAUCGUACAGGAACGUUGCAGGACUAUAUCGAAGCGGAAGAAUUGCAGAAUGCGGUGUCAGAUGUCACUUCACAGUCUCAACGCUUUGCUCGACGUGUUGGUGAUCUGGAGAAAGAAGUCCGCGAUAUUUCCUCCCAAGCGGAAUCAUUAAGCAAUGCCAUAUCUAAUGCUUCCACUAAUAUCCCAGAGCAAGCUCUCCUGGGGGAAAUUGAAAAGCAUGCUAAGAAGAUUGCUGCAGAUUACACAUCUGUAUUAUCACUACAGAAUGACCCAGGGUCGAUAUCAAGCAUUUCGAAAGUAGCACUAGUGCACACCAAAAAGGUCCUCCCGAGGAUGAUGGACUUGAGUCUCAGCUUGCGAGAUAUGCUGAAUGCUACCGCCCAGGGCCUCAGCACAGCAAUGAAGAAUUCGUCCGCACAAAUGCAAAAGAUAUCAUCCAUAGAAUUGCGGUUAGCGAAGGUACAGGCCGAUAUAGCAGAAUUAAAUGUUGAAACCGAUUCUUUCGACGUGUUGUGCCUUUUUUACCAUCUGCCAUCUAUCUACGGUUCCAUUCUGAUCGAAUCUACUCGCCGCCAUGAAUGGACUGACAAGAUAAAAACUGACUCGAGAGAUAUUGCAGAGAAACUAGCUAUUUUCCGUGAUGAAGAGCAACGCAGACGAAGAAAAUGGGCCAAGCGCAUGGGUGAAUUCCUUAACUUGCCAGACGAUAAUGCUCCCUCUGUAGAAGUUAACAUGCAGGCUGCAAAGGACACAGACUGGCCAGAGGUCUCUCGGGCAGAAAUUGAGGAAUAUAUUGAUCUAAUUGGGAAAAAAGCCGACAUGGAGGAUGCUGUUCAGGAACUGACGCAACUAUUUAAAGAACUGGAUACCCCUAGCAGACAACAAAGGCGAAGGACUAAAGCCUUCAAGCAGGGAAGCCUAUUUGAAAUGGGCCGUAGCUCGUUCCUUUUACGUGACAACGACGUUGUUCGCAGUCUUCAAGAGGAAAAGUCCAAAGUCGAGGAGAGGCUGAAAGGCUCAGAAAGUCGAGUCCGUAGGUUAGAGGAUCUUCUUCAUCGUCAAAGUCAUAUCUCUCGCCCUGUUAGUGGGCAAUUUGGACCCGAUAUACCUACUUCUCCAGCCUCUCCACGGUUAGAGAAUGCUCGUCUCGAAAAUGCAUCUAGAAGAUCUUCCAUGUCCUCUAGACGCAUGUCGUCAAAUCAACCUCAGGAUGACAAGGCACUGAUACAGCGCAUCGUUGCACUGGAAGCUGAACUCGCAGUUGAACGUGAUGCAAUCACUAAAAUGCAAAGAGAAACCAGCCUCGAACGCCAGUCUAAUGUCGACAAAAUCGAAGAAGCCGAGCUUACCAAGAAGGAUCUAAUGAGGAAUCUCGAAGCUAAGCAACGCGAAUUCGAAGAAGAGCGGAGGUUCUUGGAGUCAGAGAGCUCCAAAUUCAAGUCCAGGAUUGAGGAGCUCGAAGACGAACUAGAUAGGGUCCUAGACUCUCAUGACCAUGAAAGACACGAGCUUGAUGAAAAGAUUGAGUCACUUUACAGGGAACUCGAGAUAGUAAGAGGGAAAGACAAGGAAGAUGCUACUACGCAAGUUCGACUUUCCGAGUUGACCGACCAGAAUACGGAGCUCCGCGAACAGAUUCAAUCAAUUCACAAGGAACAAAAGGACCUGGUACAAGGUUUGCAAGCUGCAUAUCAUAAUGCUUCCAACUCUGCGCCGCCGAAUAAUAUCAGAGAACUCGUUGAUGCCCUCUGUGUUGUUGUAGAAGGUCUAGCUAUUCAUUCGAAGAGCUCUGAUGAGGCCUUAGCACGACUGGGAGAGGAAAAUGACGAAAUGAAACAAAAGAUUGCUCAAUCAGAACAAGAUGCGAAGACCACCAGGGAAAUGCUUGAUUCGGAGAAAGCAAAUGCAUCUGACCUUGAGAACAAGCUUAAAGUUGUCAGAGCUGAGCUUGAAGGAGUAAACGAGAGGCUAAAGACGGGGCAAAAUGAAAUAGAAUCGUUGAAGGCAGAGCUUGAUUCUGAGAGGGGCAAAACGCAGGCAUCAGAUAGGCGCGUUAUGGAAGCAGAACAACGCGUCCUCGACGUAAAUGAGCAGAUAAAGCGCAUGGAAGAAGAGAAGACAUCAGUCUCUGCGGAACUCUCAGAAUGGAAACAGAGAGCUGAAAAUGUUCAUAUCGAUGGCAAAGCUUCCAGCUCUUGGUUUGAUGCCAGAGGUGUCCGUGCUGGCGAUAUAUCAGUGAAAGCCCAUGCGCUUGUGGAACAGCUAUCUCGUAUCUUGGAAGAACUCGGGUUUACAAUCGUUUCCCAAAACGGCUCCAUGGCAAUUCAACGAACAUCGAGGGUAAUGAAUGGACUCUCCGUGGGGGAGAGUAUGUCAUCUUCAACGUUGGUAGGCACAAUCACAGCACCAGAACAUGUUCACUGGGCCAAAGCAGGGAAUGAGAAUGAUGAAUCGUCUCAAUUUUCUUCGUUCAUGACAGCCAUCGACCGGAUGGAUAUAUCCGCCUGCGGCGAUGCAGUGAUUAAAAGGGUCAAAGAUAUUGAAAUUCUGGCCCGCAAAUGGCAGAAGGAAGCCCGAGGAUAUCGAGACAAAUAUCACCGUGCUCAAAGUGAAGCCCAUGAUAAGAUUGCUUACCGAUCUUUCAAAGAGGGGGAUCUUGCGCUCUUCCUUCCCACUCGCAACCAAGAAAUUCGGUCAUGGGCUGCUUUCAACGUGGGAGCACCGCACUAUUUCCUUCGGGAGCAAGAGACUCAUAAACUCCAUACGCGGGAUUGGCUCCUGGCUCGUAUCACAAAGGUGCAGGAGAGGGUAGUUGACCUUUCGAAAUCCAUGAACGGGACAAACCAAGACCGUCUUUCAACGGGAGGAAAUGACGGUGCAUCCAUUGAAGAUGACAAUCCUUUCGAGCUUUCGGAUGGCCUGAGAUGGUAUCUAUUAGAUGCAUCAGAAGAGAAGCCACGGGCUCCUAGCACUCCGGGACUCGGGAAGAGUACGGUUGCUUCCGCACAUGUGGAUGCAAAGGGAAGUAUCCGGUUAAAACGAACAACUUAUGGCGGGGGAGCUACUAAAACCCUAUCAAAGAGCUUGGACAGCAGACGAAAUAGUUCGGCAUCAAGAAACGGGGCAGCUAUACCUACGCUUCAGCCAGCAACAACAAGCGAAACCGUACUGGCAUCAGAUGGUGAUCAAGGUGCGGAGAGCCGUAGGGAGGAGGCACAGAUAUUUGACGAGUUUCAUUUCUGGUGCGAGUUCGUCGCCAUCGAGGUCCUCGUCUUCGAAAAGGCCAUGGGAGAGACUGUUUUCCCUCGAUUACCGAUCAGAUGCUUUCUCUUAGGAAUUACAUCACUACACUCCCUUAUUCUCAAUAUGGUGUUAGUGCUCUCCUAUUCCUUGAACAAUAUCACCGGCUGA